Molecule: messenger RNA, 1991 nt
Organism: Phasianus colchicus (ring-necked pheasant)
Lineage: Eukaryota; Metazoa; Chordata; Aves; Galliformes; Phasianidae
Gene: LPAR2
Product: lysophosphatidic acid receptor 2
Biological process (GO): G protein-coupled receptor signaling pathway
Cellular component (GO): membrane
Molecular function (GO): lysophosphatidic acid receptor activity
Source: RefSeq, a predicted model, not a curated record
GCUCAUCUCAGCUCUGGCAAAUUCGCCUUCGGGAGCUGUCGGCCCUAACGCCUCUCUGAAACUUUUCCACUCAGCUCUUUGGGUUUGGAAAGGCCCUUUGCCCCCCCCUACCUCCCUCCCAAGAUGGGGAUCUCCAUACGGAACAGCUCUCCCUCUUCCCUGCGGUGGGGACAGCGAUGCUAGAAGUUGGGUCUGGAUGCAGUGGGUGUGUUUGCAGGCCGGCGGCCAUGAAGCACUGUUUUUACAACGAGUCGGUGGGUUUCUUCUACAACAACAGCCGGAAGGAGCUCACCACCUACUGGAGGACCAAAGAUGUCCUGGUGGUGGCCCUGGGUCUCACCGUCAGCCUCAUCGUCCUCCUCACCAACCUCCUGGUCAUCGCCGCCAUCAUCAUCAACCGUCGCUUCCAUUACCCCAUCUAUUACCUCCUGGGCAACUUGGCAGCCGCCGACCUCUUUGCUGGCAUUGCUUACAUGUUCCUCAUGUUCCACACGGGGCCGAGGACGGCCGAGCUCUCCCUGAAGACCUGGUUUAUCCGGCAGAGCCUCCUGGACACCAGUCUGACCGCUUCGGUGGUCAACCUCUUGGCCAUCGCGGUGGAGAGGCACCAGACGGUGCUGACCAUGCAGCUGCACAGCAAGAUGUCCAACCAACGCGUCAUGAUCCUGAUCUUCUGCAUCUGGGCCACGGCUCUGCUGCUGGGGUUGAUCCCAUCCUACGGUUGGCACUGCCUUUGUGCCCUGGAGGAGUGCUCCAGCAUGGCCCCGCUCUACAGCCGCAGCUACCUGACCUUCUGGGCCAUCUCCAACCUCCUCGUCUUCCUCCUCAUGGCGGUGGUCUACGCCCACAUCUUCAUCUACGUCAAGAGGAAGAUGGGGAGGAUGUCGGCGCACACCUCCUUCCACCCACGCUACAGGGAGACCGUGGUCGGCCUCGUCAAGACGGUCACCAUCAUCCUCGGUGCCUUCUUGAUCUGUUGGACCCCCGGGCAGGUGGUGCUGCUGUUGGACGGGUUGGGUUGUAAGAGUUGCAACGUUUUGGCCGUGGAGAAAUACGUCCUCCUGUUGGCUGAGAUCAACUCAUUGAUCAACGCCAUCGUUUACUCCUAUCGGGACAACGAGAUGAGGAGCACCUUCCGGAGGAUCCUCUGCUCCAUCUGCUAUCGGAACCCCAAAUACACCCCCACGGCUGUGAAACCCAACGGGGCUGACCGUGGGUCUCUGUCACUGAACGGGCACUUCACGGUGGAUUCCUCCAUUUGAGACGUUGGCUGUGCUCGUUUUCUGACCCUGGGAACGGAGGGGAAUCCCUCCAAGUGGGAGACAUUGCACUGUGGGGUGAGGAUCCCCAUAAACACCCCCUCAAAGGAUGCUUUUAUAAGGGACCACCACGCGGUUUGUUCAUUAGCGUGCUUAAUUAAAGGCUGUUUCUAAAGCUGUGUUGAUUUCUAUGGGUGAGCUGCAGCUCUCUGUAUUAUUUUGUGUGUGUGUGUGGGGGGGGGGGUUCUGCAGUACCUUCAGAAUCAGCUCUUCCAAUGGUUGUGUGCCCCCCAAAACCCCAAAUCUUCACUUCAACCCAUUGCAGAGUGAUUCCCAAAGUGACCCAAAUUGUGUUCCAUCCUCUCCGGGAGAAGAAUGGAUUUUUCUCAAUGUCUCUUUGGGGAGGAACGUUCUGGAAUCCCACCUGGAGCAGUGGAUUCCCCCUCUCUGAGUGUCUGUUCUGGAAUUUGAGAGCACUGUGGGGUUUUUUGGGGGGGCACUUUGCUCCUAAAAUGACAGCGGUGCUGUCGUGUUUGUGUUCUGCUCAGUGAUGCCACGAGCCAUUCACAAAUCCAGGGCCAACUCAUAAAUGUGUGAUGAGUUUUCAGCAAUGCCAUGAGCCAUUCAUAACUUCAGUGCCCAUUCAUAAAUGUGGGAUAUGUUCUUCUCGAUGUUGAGGAGAUCAUGAUUGCAGGCAGAUGCUGUUGGCAAUCCAAUAUUCAGGACCAAGGA